This is a messenger RNA of Penicilliopsis zonata CBS 506.65, 1473 nucleotides long. RefSeq lists its product as hypothetical. The transcript has a single exon. NCBI's taxonomy places the organism in Eukaryota, Fungi, Ascomycota, Eurotiomycetes, Eurotiales, Aspergillaceae. Bases 1 to 1473 code for a protein of 490 amino acids. The record is from RefSeq and is a predicted model, not a curated record.
AUGUCAUUAUCCCCAAACCUGCUAUAUUAUCUCGGAACCGCUGCUGCUGUCUUCAGCUCUGUUUCCCUUGUUCUUAGCGCCAUUUGUUCCUCAUCCAACCAGUGUUCGUCAUCCAGUACUCGACUAAUCGACUCGGCAGCCAUCGCCCUCAGUGCACUCGGCUGUAUCGUUCUCCUAGCACUGAUUCUGAUCUUCCUCGGAGACCGCUUCAAGAAGUCCGACCCCCCGCAGCGGAGAGCGUGGAAGACAAACGUUUAUUACCUGGGUACCGCGUACCUGCUCUUCGUGGCCGCGUUGGCAAACGGAACCAUGGCCCGGGAUCUCACCACGGCGUCUGCGGCGGAGGCCUCACCGGGACCGAACCCACUCUCUAUGGCUCGGAACGUUGCGUGGUCGGUCUCCGUGUUCUUCCAGGGAUUGUUCUGUGGCGCUUUGGUACCGUCUUUGGAGGAACCGCGCCACUACAGUGACGACUGGCCUCGCCCCUUCUCGCCCGAGGGCGAGCUGGGGUCACACAACAGUGAUCUCCGACGCAAACCUUCCUCGUCCUUACCGUCCUCCUCCACCUACGAGUCGCAACGGUACUCCAUGUCGAACUCUCCGAAAGACCGGCUGACGCCCGUGGACUCGAACCUGUCCCGGUCCGGCUCGCGCUUUUCCAAACGGUACUCGGGGCUGACGCUAUUUCGGCGAGACUCGAAGCGCAGUUCCAUCGAGUCCCAACCGACACAGGAAUCCCCCCCGUUGGAAAGUCCUCCGGUAACCCAUGCUCCGGAAUCCGAGUUAGCGGCCACCCCAGCAGCCACUUCAACAGAAGUCACCCCAGCAUCUACAGACGGACCGGGCCCGACUCUUGUCUCCGAACCCAGCGUGGAUGAUCCGGCUCCCUCACUACUCGACCGACCUCGGCCCCUCGUGCUCGAGGAUCGCGGGCUGGGGCGGCGACUACACCGGAGUGCAUCGCAGAUCAAACGGUCGCUGGACACGCUGAUCUCGCCGGCACUGCCGUCUCCGACGAUCACGGUGUCCAGCGAGCCCGAUUCCCCCCGGACGCUGCGAGCCGUGCCAGCCUUUAUACCGGACGAACGCAACAUCCACCCGUUGUUCCGCAGCGGCAGCCCGACGCCGCCGACGGCCCUGCCGGGGACGGUGGUGACGGCGGCCCCGACGGCGGGCCAGACGGUGACGGUGAAAAGCGCACGCAAGAUGCGGUCGAACACGUCUCUGCGGGCAAACGCGACGCGCUCGCGGACGUCGCUGCUGGAACGCAGCGAGACGGUGAGCGAGCGCGGAGAGCGGAGAAGUCGACUCAACGACACAACCAGAACUCAUCAUCAUCAUCAUAAUAAUAAUCCUAAUCACGACAAUAAUAAUGGCCUGUUUCCUGGGAUUGUGCUUGCGGCGGAUGUACGUCGCAGCCUGCUACGGUACGAGAAGCGGUAUAAUCUGGACGAAUCGCCGGAGGAGAGCUAG